Messenger RNA from Nerophis lumbriciformis (worm pipefish), 1273 nucleotides. RefSeq lists its product as uncharacterized. Gene Ontology annotation, molecular function: DNA binding; structural constituent of chromatin. The record is from RefSeq and is a predicted model, not a curated record. Gene Ontology annotation, biological process: nucleosome assembly. Gene Ontology annotation, cellular component: nucleosome. NCBI's taxonomy places the organism in Eukaryota, Metazoa, Chordata, Actinopteri, Syngnathiformes, Syngnathidae.
UUGGGCUGGGAGUUUCUGAGUGAACAUGUUUUGUAACCCGUAGGGCAGUUUUUGUUGCAUUGUGAGGGACUUUUAAGUGUUUAAUUGUAGAAAUGAGCGAGGAAAGUCGCCGAGCUUUGCUGCUGAUGUCGGGGAAGAAGUCAGCUUUGGAGGGUUGUUCGAUCCAAAUGCCACAAAUGUGCACCUUGUAAACGUCAUAAAUGUGAGGAGACACUAGUUUACUACAGAGUGGAAACGUUUUUGCUUUGUAAAAUCAUUUCCAUUGCGUCUUUUAAUGGUUUUCAAAGUGCGGAGAAAGCACAAGUGAGGCACGCCGAGGAGAGACCCAGUCGCUUGAGUCUCCACGGUUCUCAUCCUGCCUUUAAGUUCCGCCCCUUGCGAUGGACAGUCCAGUUGAGUCCCACCUCAGUCCUUGUCAACAACAAGCCGAGUCAGAGCCAGCGAUCAUGGCAGAAGUAGCACCAGCCGCACCCGCUUCGUCGAAGACGGCCAAGAAGAAGAAGAGCAGCAAGCCCGCGAAGGCUGGACUCAGCGUCUCCGAGCUGAUCACCCAGGCUGUCGCUAAGUCCAAGGAGCGGAAAGGAGUCUCUCUAGCCUCCCUCAAGAACUCCCUGAACGCCGCCGGUUACGAUGUGGAGAAGAACAAGGCUCGCAUCAAGAUUGCCGUCAGGAAACUGGUGGCCAAGGAGGUCUUAUUGCAGACCAAGGGCACCGGCGCUUCCGGCUCCUUCAAGAUGAACAAGGCGUCCGAAGCCAAGCCCAAAAAGGCUCCCGCUAAGGCUAAGAGCGCCGCCAAGAAGCCCGCAGCCAAGAAAUCACCAGUGAAGAAAGUCGCAGCCAAGAAGGCAGCCGCUAAGAAGCCCGCCAAGAAGGCAACAACCCCGAAGAAGGCAGCAAAGAAGAGCGCUAAAAGCCCCGCUAAGAGCCCCGCCAAGAGCGCCAAGCCGACGGCUAGGAAAGCCCCAGCGGCCAGGAAGAGUCCUGCUGCCAAGAAGAGCCCCGCUAAGAAGGCGAGCAAGCCUAAAGCCAAGACUGCAGCCAAGAAGAAGUAAAUACAUUUUCCCGUGAAAAAGGCUCUUUUAAGAGCCACCUCAACCACUUUCAAAGAACAUUUUCCUCCAUGACAAAGUAUUAUUAUGUACAUGAUUAUGUUACAUUGUCAAGUCCUCAUCAUGAAUGCAACAUGGGCACUCAACCUGUGCCAGGGCCGCCCAAACUGAGGGCUGAACACUGAAAAGAUGUGCGGUCGUUUAGAAAUAUUUCCACUCUAAAA